Molecule: messenger RNA, 675 nt
Organism: Fraxinus pennsylvanica
Lineage: Eukaryota; Viridiplantae; Streptophyta; Magnoliopsida; Lamiales; Oleaceae
Source: the annotation of a GenBank genome assembly
AUGCCACCAUGUUUUUGCUCUUGCAAUCCACCAUCAACCUCUAUUACAAAGUUUAUCUCAGACCAGCCAUUCCUCUCAAUGCUAGAAACCAAAUGCAAAACAAUGAAAGACCUCAAAAAAAUUCAUGCCCAUCUCAUCAAAACAGGCCUAGCCAAAGACAUUAUAGUAGCUAGCCGUGUAUUGGCCUUUUGCGCCACCAGCCGGGGCGGUGGUGGUGACAUCAACUAUGCGUACUUAGUGUUUUCUAAUAUUGAGAAACCAAAUCUUUUCACUUGGAACACUAUAAUAAGAGGUUUCUCUCAAAGCUCAGCCCCGGAAAAGGCAAUUUCUUUGUUUGUUGACAUGUUGGUGAAUUCGAGUAUUAGCCCCGAGAGGCUUACUUAUCCUUCGGUUUUCAAGGCUUAUACUCAACUUGGACUGGCAAGAGAUGGAGCUCAACUUCAUGGAAGAAUCGUUAAACUAGGCCUGGAAUUUGAUCCGUUCAUACGAAAUUCUGUUAUACAUAUAAGAUUUUCUCAAAAAAGUGAUAGGAUGAAGUUUCAGGUGAUGUAUAAGAAGAAGAAGUUACAAAUUUUAGCUGCUCAACUGAUCCUUGGCUGCAUUCAUAUAAACAUUAAUGAAGUGGAAAAAAAUCCAGAAUACAGUGCAGCUCUUUUCCCACUGGAACCAGCAUAG